UCAUUCCCUGUGAUCUCACCAGGAAGUGUCUCCCGGCUGCAGCAGCCGCAGGAAGCAGAGAGAGUAGCAGCAGCAGCAGCAGCAGGGACCGAGGCUGAGCUGCAGGGACUGAGCUGGGAAGCUGCUGCACACCGUGCAUGACACUUCCCACAGAGGGUAGCAGACAUGGAGCACAUCAGGACCACCAAGGUGGAGCAGGUGAAGUUAUUGGAUCGUUUCAGUCCUAACAACAGAUACACGUCAGGCACUCUGUAUCUUACAGCCACCCACUUAAUGUUCAUAGACUCGCAGAGAGAGAUCUGGAUUUUACACCAUCACAUUGCUGCGGUGGAGAAGCUCGCCCUCACUACCUCUGGCUGCCCCCUGGUGAUACAGUGCAAGAACUUUCGUGUGGUCCAUUUUGUGGUUCCGAGAGAGAGAGACUGUCACGACAUCUACAACUCUCUGCUCCAACUUUCAAAGCCAGUGAGAUAUGAUGAUCUCUACGCGUUUUCCUACAACCCGAAACAAAAGGAGGCAGAGCGAGUCCUUGGCUGGCAUUGCAUCGACAUGAAGGAGGAGUAUCAGCGAAUGGGGGUCCCUAAUUCUCACUGGCAGCUUUCUGAUGUGAACAGAGAUUACAAGGUAUGUGAGACUUAUCCCAGAGAGCUGUAUGUACCAUUUACAGUCAGCAAGCCAAUCAUUGUUGGAAGCUCAAAGUUCAGAAGUAAAGGAAGGUUCCCGGUGCUGUCCUAUUAUCACAAGGAGACACAGGCGGCCAUUUGCCGGUGCAGCCAGCCAUUGUCUGGGUUUAGCGCAAGAUGUCUGGAGGAUGAGCACAUGCUGCAGUUUGUCAGCAAAGCCAAUCCCGUGUGUCACUCCAUGUAUGUCAUGGAUACUAGGCCUAAGCUGAACGCCAUGGCAAACAGAGCGGCCGGCAAGGGCUACGAGAAUGCCGACAAUUACUCUAACAUUAAGUUUCAGUUUGUUGGCAUUGAGAAUAUUCAUGUAAUGAGGUCGAGUCUGCAGAAACUCCUGGAAGUUUGUGGAUCUAAAAACUUAUCAGUAAAUGACUUUUUCAGUGGAUUAGAAAACUGUGGAUGGCUUCGCCACAUCAAAGCAGUGUUGGAUGCUUCAGUCUGCUUAGCUAAGGCCAUCCACGAGGAGAACACUAGUGUUUUAGUGCAUUGUUCUGAUGGCUGGGAUCGGACGUCACAAGUCUGUGCGCUGGGAUCCUUACUGCUUGACCCCUUUUACAGAACCAUUAAAGGAUUCAUGGUUCUAAUUGAGAAAGACUGGAUAUCAUUUGGCCAUAAAUUCUCGGACAGAUGUGGGCAGUUAGACAACGACUCUAAAGAGACAUCCCCGGUGUUUACGCAGUUCUUGGAGUGUGUCUGGAACCUGAUGGAGCAGUUCCCCCGAGCGUUUCAGUACAACGAAGCCUUCCUGCUGCAGAUACACGAGCACGUGCACUCCUGUCAGUUUGGGAACUUCUUAGGGAACUGCGAGAAGCAGCGUGAAGAGCUAAGAUUAAAAGAGAAGACUUAUUCGCUGUGGGCUCAUCUCCUGAGCGAGCAGAGCAAGUAUCUGAAUCCUUUAUUUGAUCUUAGCUCCCUAAAGACCCUGCCCAUUCUGGAACCCAGCACCUUCCACUUCAACUUCAAGUUUUGGAGGAACAUGUACCACCAGUUUGACCUGACCCUGCACCCCAGACAGUCCAUUGCCAACCUGCUGCUUAACAUGAUGGCUGAGAACAGAGUUCUGGAGGAUGAGCUGAAACAGUUCCAGCUGAAAAUCAGCAACCUUAAGAAGGAAGGAGACUACGCCGGCAACCACACUAUCUGCUCCCCUACCACUAAGUCACCUAAACUCCGAGAGUCUCCCUGCCACAAGAAGGAAGAAGUAAUUCAGCCUCUGCAGGACCCCAUUCGAACUAUAGAGGGCAGCACCACAGAAGACAACCGCUAUGCUAACUAUUCAGAGGAGGUGACCAAAGCGGAGCCUUCCAUUGUCAGCCUGGAGUUUGGAGUUGCCAAAAUGAGAGUUAGUUAAAAAAGGACUCUGCAGGAAGUGCCUUCGGUGUCUGUAUAACCCUUUCUAGCACAGGGCCUUCGUCCUGUGUAUUACACGUCCGUUUACAUGGAAUUGAGAGAUUGGGAAACGUGCAGCCUGAAUUUGGCUACAUUGAGUGAGUCUAAGCCGCUGAUUUGAAGCCUUUCAGGUUACACUGAUACUUCUAGGGAAGUGAAAUACAUGAUUGAUAUGUUAGACGGGAUUCAGGAGUUGCUUGAACUAGUAUGAUAUUACUUAUAUAGCCAUUGAAGGCGUCUACUAUAAAUAUAACGCAUUAAUGACCAUGUAACGGGUCCUAGUUGAGUAUAUGAAGUCGGUGUUUAUCUACUGGCGAGUAACACUGGAGUGUGCGUAACACGUCCCUAAUGCGUAUGUACAGCGGAUGUUUUAUUAUCGCCAUUAGGUAGCUGUAUUUUAUUACAACGGUCUUUACUGUCCUAGAGGUACAUGUGAUCUGGCUGUGGCUUGUUGCAACAUAUCAGUAACAUACAGUAUACAUACAUCUUGCUAAUGUUUAUCACAAACUCUUGUAUCUUUGUCAAGACCAACUAAACUGCUACAUGGUAAGGCGUAAAGCUACUUACUAUACCCCAACCUUACUGAGAGGUAAGCCGGGGAUUCCAGGGGGUACGGAUUCCAAACUUCAUUUGAGAUUAUUUUUAAAAGGGAAUUAUUUGCACUAGAAAACUUGAAACUUAUAGGAUGAGCGAGUGUUGCAGGACGCUAUAUGUAAAUGGAGUGCUAGUUUAUUAGUUUUUUUUUAUAUAUUCGUUAACAGUAUGGGAAACUGGUGUAGAUGAGCGUGUGGCUUGUUAAACGAAGAUGCUGCUAUGUUUAAAUCACUUAGUUCAUUCCCAGUUGGCUCUUUAGACCGGAAUGCUGAACUGGCUAUGUGUAAUUUACAUACUGCCAGAUUCACUCAACAGUAAAAUAGCGGUUCCGAAUUUUAGCUGGAGUUUAAGUGACGAAUCUCCGCGCUGACUAAAAUGUGUGCGUUGUUUUCCCCACUAAAGAGAAAUCCAUUAUUCAAAUGUUUAAUUUUUUUUUUUUUUUUGAAUAUAUAUUUUUUAUGAGUAUAAAAGUACACUUGUACAGCCUGUAAUGUAAUGAAAAUGUAUCGGAGGCUUUCAUUCACUGUCAAAGAAAGCUGAAAUGAUUGAUUUUCACACCAGAGUUAAAUAAUGCAGCUUGUGCUGGCAGGAGAAUAUUUCGCAAUAUUUGCAACAAAGGGGAAGAAGAACAAUAGGUGACAGUUGUAUUUCAAAGGGCGACGUAGCAAGAUAAAUGUACCAUACCAAUAGUCAGGGUAACAGUGAUUAGACAGUCAUGCUAAGACAUCAUUUUCUUGCAUUUUGUUCCUGUUUACAUCCGGCGGUAUUAUCCAUAUUAUUAGGUGACCCAAUAUUUAUGACCGUACAACCUAUCAAUACACUGGAAACGGGUGCUCCUGUUUUUCACCGUUUCAAUCCCUGAUUCCUAUAAUGAAAAUACACUUGUUUUGGUACAUUGUACUUAUCAUACACAUUGCCGUUCAUUUAGUUACUAUCACUUUAUUUUCUGCUGCUGAUAGUUUGUCUUUAUUUUAUGUCUGGCAGCUGACUGUGUUGACUUAAAAUAAUAAUUUGCCUCCAGCAUCUAUUGUCCUGGUUAUCUGCAUUCUCUGUGCAGCUACAUUGAAGCUCUGUAGCUGCUGAGAGGUUCUUGUCUAGCUGGCUGCUUAUACUGUACACAGCGCAGGCAGUGACGCAGUGAUACAUCACCACGGAACCAUAAAACAAAAAUCAAAGUAAUCUGAUCCCAUGAUGUUUUGUAAUGGUAUGAGCUGUUUCCCGAUACGUGUACAGUGGCAGGUCGUCGUUCUGCUUCCGGUUGCGUUGGACCCGCUUUCUAAUGGUCAUGGGCUUCUCUGUUUCUUUACCAGGAAUAUGUAGGAUCAGUUUAAACAAAUCAUUACCAGUCAUGAACUGCUAUAACCAGUACUAUGUAGAAGAGACCAAAUAGGGUUACAUCAUCCCCAGGAACUGUGCCUACCCAAUGCGCUAAAAAUGGUGGGGGCUUCUGGAGAUGAAGGUAUGUUUGAGCCUCAGGGUGCACCACCUCUCUAGACCUUGGGGACAAAUGUAUUAUGCCUUAAAAAGGGAUAAAGUGGAGAGUGAUUGAGUGAUGAAGUACCCUCCAAUCCACUUCCUUAUUGCCAUCUUGCAGGAUGUGUUUGAAAAAUGACAGGAGCUGAUUGGUUGUUACCUUAUAACUACACUUUAUAGUUCCCAAAAAGGUUUUCAAUAUUGAGGCUAAAUAACUAAAUACCUGUAGAUAGUGCCAUGUCUACGGCCACCAACUUUCGGCUGUGUGCCAUGUCGAAGGUCGCCAACUUUUGGCUGGUUCGAUUCAAAAAAUUCCCCUACCCAGCCUCCAAGCCAGGAAAGAGGAGCAAGUGCAACAGAAAGUGUGGAUAAAGUGCCUUACUGAUAACGGUGGGGGUCCCACUCCUCUAUAUGGUUCUCCGGCAUUCCAGGGUCUCCACUCCGGGGUCACAUAUUAUACUGGGCUUUUAUUGAAUUACGUUUGUAAUCCUGACUCUAGCUGGAGUCAUUUUGCUAAAGCCAACUAAAUCUGCCCCGGGGCAUGAAACAGACAGUUAUAUUCAAGUUGGUGUAAACUGGCAUUUUAUUAUGCGGUGAACCAUUGCUGUAGUACUAGAUAUUUUUGAUAAUCCUGACGUGCCAAACUUAAAACAAUAGUAUGCAUGUUUUAAAUUUAAAACUAGCAUUGGUUUCUUUAAUAUCCCACUGUAAUCUAAGUAGUUUGACAAUAGGCAACCUCACCCCAUCAAUAAAGGACUUGACCCAUUACCCCGACCAUUGAAGAAUAACCAAGAUGAGCCAAGGGUGCCUUUAUUAAGGUUGUCAAAUAUAUGGCAGUGGCUAGUGUUUGUAAAUGUACACUCUCAUCGCAGGUGUGUACUGUGCCUUGUGUGUUACCUUCUGUAUAAUGAUUGUAUGUAAGGCAGGAGCACUUCCCAUGAUGCAUUGUGGGAGAAUGGUUCCGCAUACUGAAGGCUUGCCAUUACUAUUGUGGAUAUGUAGCUUUUCAGUUCUUUUUCCUUUUUGGGGGUCUAUUCGUCAGUUCUUCUCUGUGUAUGAUCUCAAGAAAUGUACUUUUUGUGACUUACUCCAUUGUUUAAUUCAAUAAAAAAAAAUAUCCUGUGCAA
Messenger RNA from Pseudophryne corroboree (corroboree frog), 5263 nucleotides. RefSeq names its product myotubularin related protein 6 (gene MTMR6). Gene Ontology annotation, cellular component: nuclear envelope; cytoplasm; membrane. Gene Ontology annotation, molecular function: phosphatidylinositol-3,5-bisphosphate phosphatase activity; phosphatidylinositol-3-phosphate phosphatase activity. The record is from RefSeq and is a predicted model, not a curated record. The coding region runs from base 166 to 2031 and encodes 621 amino acids. Gene Ontology annotation, biological process: phosphatidylinositol dephosphorylation. The transcript is spliced from 14 exons. Lineage: Eukaryota; Metazoa; Chordata; Amphibia; Anura; Myobatrachidae.